AUGUCGGAGAUGACCCGAUGCCGGGAUAGAGGGGGACACGUCUCAGAUCCAACUCUUCCCUUCUCCAUUGGAGCUUUGAUUGAGUUCGCACUAUUAUCUCGAGUGCAAGCAAAGGCAAAUACAAUGGUCCUCGCACAACCUCCAAACCAGCAUGUCAUGAAGGCCUUCAACCUCUCAGAAAAAGGUCGCAGCUGUGACUGUUACGGAGGCGCACGUGGAAUUGGCCUUGAAGUCUCGAAAGCAUUGGCCGAAGCCGGUGCAAAUGUCGCCUUGAUCUAUCACACAUCCAAUACCGUUGAUACAAUUUCAGCCGAGAUUGCAUCUACUAACAAUGUACGCGCAGCAGCGUACAAAGCCAAUGUGGCCAUCCAGUCUGAGAUCGAGGCGGUUGUGCAGCAGAUUAAGAAGGAUUUCGGGAAACUUGAUAUCAUGGUCGUUAACUCUGGGAUUGCCUCGAACACUGCCGCCAAGACUGCACCUCCGAUCAAUGGAGUCGCCGGCCGGAUAUUCAAGGCACAGGGUCGUGGAAAUGUUAUCUUCAUGGCCUCCUUCAGUGCGACUCUGGUCAAUCUCACACAGAAGCAAGCGGCGUACAAUGCGUCUAAGGCAGGAGUUGUUCAACUAGCCAAGUGCUUGUCUAUCGAGUGGGUUGACUACUGCCGAGUCAACUGCAUCUCGCCUGGAUACAUCGCUACCGAAAUUCUGAAUACUUUCCCCAAGGAAUGGCGCGACAAGUGGUUCGACUUGAUUCUUGCCAAGAGAAUGGCCGAAUCCUAUGAGUUCAAAGGGCCUACGUGUUCUUCGCCUCGGAUGCAUCUAGUUACAUGA
This is a messenger RNA of Penicillium samsonianum, 828 nucleotides long. RefSeq names its product Short-chain dehydrogenase/reductase SDR. Gene Ontology annotation, molecular function: oxidoreductase activity, acting on NAD(P)H, oxygen as acceptor. Lineage: Eukaryota; Fungi; Ascomycota; Eurotiomycetes; Eurotiales; Aspergillaceae. The transcript has 6 exons. Gene Ontology annotation, cellular component: intracellular anatomical structure. The record is from RefSeq and is a predicted model, not a curated record. Bases 1 to 828 code for a protein of 275 amino acids.